CUUACCGAGUUGCCUGUUCCUCAGCUUCAUUCGGAAUGGCUUUUCGGGUGCGUCGUGUGGUCCUUCUUGCCCUGUCCUGCCUGUUUGCAGUGGGGCAUGGACAUUUUAAAGGCUUCGAUAAAUUUGUUCGAGUACAGCACGCCAGCGUUGAGCCUGAGGAGCAAUGGUUUUCACAGAAACUGGAUCACUUUCAUGGCGCAGACAGCAGAGUCUGGAAGCAGAGGUACUUUGUGAAUGAAGCCUUCUACAAGCCUGGAGGUCCUGUGUUCCUUAUGAUUGGUGGGGAGGGUCCAGCCAACCCAGCAUGGAUGCAGAAUGGCACGUGGCUCAUCUAUGCUGAAAAACUGGGUGCCCUUUGCUUCAUGUUGGAGCAUCGUUUUUACGGCAAGAGUCACCCAACUAGUGACCUGAGCACAGACAGCCUUCAAUUUCUCAGCAGUCGCCAGGCCUUGGCAGACCUGGCUCAUUUUCGCUCGGCAAUGGCCGAGACCCGGGGGCUGACCAACAACAAGUGGGUGGCAUUUGGAGGGUCUUACCCAGGUUCUUUAGCUGCCUGGUUCAGGCUCAAGUACCCUCACCUGGUGCAUGCCUCUGUGGCCACAAGUGCGCCCAUCAAUGCGCAGGUCAACUUCCCAGAGUAUCUCGAGGUGGUGCGACGUUCACUGGCAUCAGAAUCCCCAGAGUGUCCCCUGCUGGUUCAAAAGGCGUCUGACACACUAGUUGAGCGCCUCAAGGACCCAAAAACCUAUGCGAACAUCACCAAAGAUUUCAACUUGUGUUCCCCGCUGCAGAUCCAGACAGAGAUGGACUCGGCCUACUUUCUGGAAACGCUGGCUGGCAACUUCAUGAAUGUGGUCCAGUACAAUCUAGACAACAGGGAGUUUGAGGGUUUGUUAGGCAACAUUACCAUCAAAGUGCUGUGUGAUGUGAUGAGCGACGCCUCACUUGGAGACCCUUAUGCCCGCUAUGUUGCUAUUGCCCGACUUAUGAUGGACACAUACUCGAUGAAGUGCCUGGAUGCCAGCUACACAAACAACCUCAGAGACAUGACUAACACUUCCUGGGACGGGCCGGCUGCUGGCGGAGGGAGACAGUGGUUCUACCAGACAUGCAGUGAAUUUGGAUUCUAUCAGAGCACAGACUCGCCCAACCAACCGUUUGCUGGCUUCCCUCUCGAGUAUCAAGUGAAACAGUGUGCAGAUUACUACAACAUCAGCGCCGGGCAGUUGACUGAAGCCGUGGAGGAGACGAAUGAGUAUUAUGGCGGCUAUAAUGUCCGCGCGACCAGAAUCGUCUUCCCAAACGGGUCAAUUGACCCCUGGCAUGCACUGGGCAUCACCCAGGACAUUAGUGCCAACCUACCUGCUGUUUUCAUUAAAGGAACAGCCCACUGUGCCAACAUGUACCCAGCCAGGUCGCAGGAUCCCCUCCAGCUGACCAUGGCCCGAGAACACAUCUUGCUGCUCCUCCAGCAGUGGCUGAAGCAGUGAAAGUCCUGGGAGACUCAACUCUGUGUUAUGAAUGUCACAUCUCUGCAGACUAUAAAAUAGAUUCCAUUGUCACUUUUGCAAGCUAGUUGAAUUCUGCAAUGAAUAAUAUACAUGUUUUGGGAUUUAAUCAGAGAUCAAAUAAAGAUAUUUUUAUCACUUUGUGUUUUAAUUUUCAGAAUAAUUAGCCCUGAAUAUGGUUUAUUAGACCAAAGGGAGUUUUAUUGUUAUUAAUAACAGAUGGCCGAUUCAUUUCCUUGUGCAGACAAGUUUUCCUUCCAAUCCUCAAUGUGGUCCUUUUAG
Messenger RNA from Synchiropus splendidus (mandarinfish), 1790 nucleotides. RefSeq names its product serine protease 16 (gene prss59). Bases 36 to 1490 code for a protein of 484 amino acids. Lineage: Eukaryota; Metazoa; Chordata; Actinopteri; Syngnathiformes; Callionymidae. The transcript is spliced from 9 exons. Gene Ontology annotation, biological process: proteolysis. The record is from RefSeq and is a predicted model, not a curated record. Gene Ontology annotation, molecular function: serine-type exopeptidase activity; dipeptidyl-peptidase activity.